CUUCACUUCCUUCGCAUCCGUUUUCGAUGGGAUAGUGUCAGUCGUAAAACCAAUCAGAACCGGGUAGAACGUGCCGCGUGCGUCUCGAGAUGCGUCGCCACAUCUUGCUUCUCGUUCUUGCCUGCAUCCUCGCGUUCACGGACAUCGCAAUCGCGUCAUGUUUCGCCAACAAAUACGAAAAUGGAUCACACGAGCGUGUGAUAUGCUCCAAUCUGACCAACUUAAAUAUCGCCAUCAAUUACGGCGGGACGCUCGUAGACGACAUGAUGAUUUUUCAAUCGCAGAUAGAUAAUAUUCCCGAUCAAUCGUUCCUGAGAUACAGUAAGAGCUUAGUAUCUCUGAAUAUGCGCGACUGCGGUAUCAGAGAAAUUUCCGGCUACGCCUUCGACGGUUUGAAGUACAUGAAGAAGCUCGGCCUGUCGUACAAUAACAUCACGUCGGUGAAGGAUCAGUGGUUCGUUGGUUUAAUAUUUCUGGAGCAACUGGAUCUCUCAUAUAAUAACAUCGUGUCGAUCGAGUCCACGGUCUUCGAGACAUUGCGAGGCCUCAAAAGGCUCGACGUCAGGAAGAACCGUUUGACAUGCUUGGAACCGGCCCAACUCGCACCCAUGGCAGGCAUCGAGAGGUUUCAUUUUUCCGGAAAUCCCUUCACCUUUCGAUGCCGUGGCACGCUGACGUUGUGGUUACAAGAUCUCGGCAUAAAUUACAAAACUGAGCAACGCGGAGAUGAAGACUGGUUGGACAGUAUAUUGUGGCUCUGCGCCGCGGACGACGGCAAGGUGGCCGAUUCCGAAGUCCUGAUGAAGGAAUGCGUUAUUCUUAAUCUAUUCAAUCAACUUCGCACUGGUCUAACCACGGCCGAGUCUUUUCCCUUAUCUAUUCCGCAGGAGUGUAUAUACGCAAGAAACGAACUCACCAAAUGCGUCACUACAGAUCGCAGACGUGGCAGGGAAGUUAUCACUAACGGACACGUCAUGAGGAAACUGUUACGACAGUUGAUGGAAUCGAAAUCAACUGUAUAAUAACAGCGGACUAAUUAUAAAUUUAAAAACAAAUAAUGCGUUGCCAUAAAAUAUUUUACGUUAAUUCUUUAGACGCUAGCAUUCCUAAUAAACAUCAUAUCUGAUGUCAGAUUUUCGUAUCGUUAACAAAAUGAUUUCUUUGUUUGCUAGACAAAACUGAUUUUGUCGGCAAAUUCGUCAUACAUAAUUCCAUAAUUAUAUACUGAUCUAUUCUGCUUCAUGUAAAAAUGUUUAAGGCAAAAUAAAUGCUCUUUUUUUUCUGAG
Molecule: messenger RNA, 1286 nt
Organism: Formica exsecta
Lineage: Eukaryota; Metazoa; Arthropoda; Insecta; Hymenoptera; Formicidae
Product: chondroadherin-like
Exons: 3
Coding region: 90-1022 (310 amino acids)
Cellular component (GO): plasma membrane
Molecular function (GO): protein binding
Source: RefSeq, a predicted model, not a curated record